AUGGCGUCCAGAAGAUUGUCAAAGUCUAUUUCCGUAGCCAUCAAGGUUCACAAUGCUUUGUCAAGAAAACCCUCUCUACUCCUUCGUUCUCGCGCUCUCUUGGCCUCUGCUCACUACUUCAGCUCAAGUUCAUUUCUUCUCCGGCCAAGUUCCUUCAUCGGAGCUCCCCGGAACGGCAUAACUUCAGCCACUCAAGCCGCUCCUCCUCGUGGUGCCCAACUGUUACCUCUUUCUCUCCAGUUCCCUUCUCCCCGCCGCUUCAUGUCUACGGAUGGACAUGAGAAUGCACUUGAAAAGUAUGGAACUGAUUUAACUGAGAUGGCUAGACAAGGAAAGCUCCCUCCUCUCAUUGGACGUGAUGAUGAGAUCAAGCGUUGCAUCCAGAUUCUAUGCAGGAUGACAAAAAGCAAUCCUGUAAUUAUCGGUGAACCUGGUGUAGGAAAAACUGCUAUAGCAGAAGGGUUGGCCCAGCGAAUUGUAAGAGGGGAAGUCCCUGAACCUCUCUUGAAUCGGAAGGUGAUAUCUCUUGACAUGGCUUCGUUGGUUGCUGGCACCUCAUAUCGAGGCGAAUUUGAGGAAAAACUGAAAGCCUUGAUCAAGGAAAUAACUGCUACCAAUGGGAAGACACUCUUGUUCAUUGAUGAAAUCCACACUCUCGUUGGUGCAGGAGCUUGUGAAGGUGAUUCAAUGGAUGCGAGCAACAUCUUGAAACCAAUGCUUGCAAGAGGUGAACUGCGAUGCAUUGGAGCAACAACGCUGACCGAGUACCGCAAAUACAUAGAGAAAGAUCCAGCUCUGGAACGUAGGUUUCAGCAGGUGUUCUGUGGCCCGCCAUCCGUUGAAGACACCGUCUCUAUACUUCGUGGGUUAAGACAGCGGUACGAGAAGCACCAUGGUGUUAAGAUAUCAGAUAGUUCCCUUGUUUCAGCAGCAGUUUUGUCUGACCGCUACAUCACUGAACGCUUCCUUCCAGACAAAGCUAUUGAUCUGGUUGACGAAGCUGCUGCAAAGCUGAAGAUGGAGACCACUUCGAAACCAACUGAACUCGAAGAAAUAGACAAAGCUGUUAUCAAACUGGAGAUGGAGAAGCUUUCUUUGAGAAAAGAUUCUUUUAAAUCAUCUGCAGAUUUCUUUAUACAGGAAAAGAAGAUGGAGAAUGAUUUGACCAAGCUCAAGGAAAAACAGAAAGAACUCACCAAACAAUGGGAGGAAGACAAGUCUCUCAUUACUAAACUACGUUCACUUAAAGAGGAGAUUGAUGUAUCCGCUAAACGUGAAAAUAGUCUAAACCGUACCGCUGAGCCUAAGUAUGGAACACUUAUGUCCCUCCAAGGCCAGUUAGAAGAAGCUGAGAACAACCUCACCAAGUCAGGAGUGUCUGAACUGUCACAACACAAAGAAGGCGUAACCGAUCGCCACAUAGCAGAGAUAAUAAGCAAGUGGACAGGUAUUCCACUAUCAAAUCUCCAGCAAUCAGAGAGAGAAAAGCUGGUCAUGUUAGAAGACGUGCUUCACAAGAAAGUCAUCGGUCAAGGAAAAGCUGUAGAAUCGAUAGCAGACGCUAUCCGCUGUUCGAAGGCCGGUCUCUCAGACCCUAACCGCCCCAUAGCAAGCUUCAUGUUCAUGGGCCCAACAGGUGUCGGUAAAACCGAGCUCGCCAAGGCCCUAGCCGGAUACCUUUUCAACACUGACAACGCAAUAGUGAGGAUUGAUAUGAGUGAGUACAUGGACAAAGCCAACGUCUCACGUCUCAUUGGUGCAUCUCCUGGCUGUGUCGGUUACGAAGAAGGUGGGCAGCUAACCGAAGCUGUGCGCAGGAGACCUUACUCGGUGGUUCUGUUUGAUGAGAUCGAGAAAGCCCACCCUGACGUCUUCAACAUCCUGCUUCAGCUACUAGACGAUGGAAGAGUGACUGAUUCUCAAGGGAGGACAGUGAGUUUCAGGAACUGCUUUGUGAUAAUGACGUCUAAUAUAGGAGCUCAAAGCAUACUUGAGACUUUCCGGGGCAAUGAAGACCGCAAAGAGGCAGUCUAUGAGACGAUGAAGGAGCAAGUUGUGGAGUUGGCAAGAAGAACUUUCAAGCCAGAGUUCAUGAACAGAAUUGACGAAUACAUAGUCUUCCAGCCUCUGGAUACAAAAGAAAUAUCAAAAAUAGUGGAGAUUCAGAUGAGACGAGUCAAGAAAAGGUUGGAAGAGAAUAAAAUAAAACUUGAGUACACACAAGAAGCAGUGGACCACCUUGCUCAGCUUGGGUUUGACCCCAACAAUGGGGCAAGACCAGUGAAGCGAGUGAUUGAGAAGAUUGUGAAGAAGGAGAUCGCCAACAAAGUUCUGAAAGGAGAGUUUGCUGAGGAUGACACUAUUCUUCUCGAUGUUGACCAGACAAGCAAUGAACUGGUCAUCAAGAAGCUCGAGAGUGAUGCUCCUGUUGAAGAAAUGGCUGCUUGAUUAUACAAACGAACGUUGGUCGAUUUGGUUACAUGAUCGGAUCUAGCAAAUGUGACA
Messenger RNA from Raphanus sativus (radish), 2505 nucleotides. RefSeq names its product chaperone protein ClpB4, mitochondrial-like. Gene Ontology annotation, cellular component: cytoplasm. Gene Ontology annotation, biological process: cellular response to heat. Lineage: Eukaryota; Viridiplantae; Streptophyta; Magnoliopsida; Brassicales; Brassicaceae. The transcript has 8 exons. The record is from RefSeq and is a predicted model, not a curated record. Gene Ontology annotation, molecular function: ATP binding; ATP hydrolysis activity. Bases 1 to 2448 code for a protein of 815 amino acids.